CCACACACACGACGACAUACAAGCGCAAACCGCUCAUCUAGCAAUGGAGAAGGUCGCGUGCCUAGCUCUGGCGUUCGCCAUGGCCGCCGCCGCCGUGUUCACGCCGUGCGCGGCGCAGAACUCGCCGCAGGACUUCGUGAAGCUGCACAACGCGGCGCGCGCGGCGGUGGGCGUCGGCCCGGUGUCGUGGAACGACAACGUGGCGGCCUUCGCGCGGAGCUGGGCGGCGAAGCGCGCCGGCGACUGCAGGCUCGUGCACUCGAGAGGCAGCGGGUACGGGGAGAACCUCUUCGGCGGCUCCGGCGCCGACUGGUCGGCGUCGGACGCCGUUGGCCUGUGGGUGGCGGAGAAGCAGUGGUACGACCACGGCAGCAACAGCUGCGCCGCCGGGAAGGUGUGCGGGCACUACACGCAGGUGGUGUGGCGCGCCUCCACCGCCAUCGGAUGCGCUCGCGUCGUCUGCAACAACGGCGGCAUCUUCAUCACCUGCAACUACAGCCCGCCGGGCAACUACGCCGGACAGAGCCCCUACUAAGGCUGAGCUGGAUAUGAGUCCUGCAUGCCUAUAGUUUCAACUCAUCGUACGCAUAAUAUACCGGAGGGAAUAAUCAUCUGUGACAUGAUUAAUAAAUAAAUAAAUGUCAGAUGAACGAUAAAAUAUCAGUGCUCUUAAACAAAAGGAGAAGUUUAUGCCGUGCUAAAAGAAUGAAUUAACACAGGCCCUGCUUUGGCUUGAAAAAAGAAUGGUGCAUAUAUCAU
Messenger RNA from Setaria italica (foxtail millet), 759 nucleotides. Its product is annotated as pathogenesis-related protein PRB1-3. The record is from RefSeq and is a predicted model, not a curated record. Gene Ontology annotation, cellular component: extracellular region. The transcript has a single exon. Bases 44 to 535 code for a protein of 163 amino acids. Lineage: Eukaryota; Viridiplantae; Streptophyta; Magnoliopsida; Poales; Poaceae.